GGGCGGGAGGCCAGCCCCUGGCCAGCCCACAGAUCCCCGCAGGGCGCGGACCUGGAGGAGGCGCCCCAGAAGGCGACGCCUCUCGAGGAAGUUUGCCCUUAAUUACGGAGCCGGGUCCCCGUCGCAUCAAAGCUUCAGGAGCCAGCACUGUGCAGAGUAACCAGGGGAUCCCGGAGUACUCACACCGCGGCCAUGGGCGGCUCGGCUUCCAGCCAGCUGGAUGAGAGCAAGUGCGCCUACAUCCGAGGAAAAACUGAGGCUGCUAUCAAAAACUUCAGUCCAUACUAUAAUCGCCAGUAUUCUGUGGCCUUCUGCAAUCAUGUCCGCAGUGAAGUAGAACAGCAGAGAGACGUAACGUCCCAGUUUCUGAAGAGCAAGCCACCAUUGGAACCUGGAACUGUUUUGUACGAAGCAGAGUUCUCACAGUUUGCUGAAGACGUAAAGAAAUGGAAAGACAGAUACAUUGUGGUUAAAAAUGAUUUUGCUGUGGAAAGCUAUGAGAACAAAGAGGCUUAUCAGAAAGGGGCUGCUCCUAAAAGCCGAAUUCUUCCUGCUGGUGGCAAGGUGUUAACCUCAGAAGAUGACUAUAACAUAUUAUCUGAUAGGCACUUCCCAGACCCCAUUGCUUCCAGUGAGAAGGAGAGCUCUCAGCCCUUUGUGGUCCUGCCCAAGGCAUUCCCGGUGUACCUGUGGCAGCCAUUCCUCAGACAUGGCUACUUCUGCUUCCACCAGGCUGAGGACCAGAAGAGGUUCAGUGCCCUCCUGACUGACUGUAUCAGACACCUGAACCACGAUUACAUGAAGCAGACGACAUUUGAAGCCCAAGCCUUUUUAGAAGCUGUGCAAUUCUUUCGACAGGAGAAGGGUCACUACGGCUCAUGGGAGAUGAUCACUGGGGAUGAGACCCAGAUCCUGAGUAACCUGGUGAUGGAGGAGCUUCUGCCAACUCUUCAGACAGAUCUGCUGCCAAAAAUGAAGGGGAAGAAGAAUGACAGAAAGAGGGCCUGGUUUGGCCUCCUGGAGGAGGCCUACACCCUGGUUCAACACCAAGUUUCGGAGGGAUUAAGUGCCAUGAAGGAGGAAUGCAGAGCUCUGACCAAGGGCCUGGAAGGAACCAUCCGCUCAGACAUGGAUCAGGUUGUGAACUCCAAGAACUUUCUAACUGGAAAGAUCAAAGCCAUGGUGGCCCAGCCUGCGGAGAGGAGCUGCGGGGAGAGCGUGCAGCCGUUCCUGGCGUCCAUUCUGGAGGAGCUCAUGGGGCCCGUGAGCUCGGGGUUCAGCGAGGUCCGCGCGCUCUUCGAAAGGGAAGUGGGGGAGCUCGGCCAGAGCGUGCUCACCGCAGGAGACAGGGUGCAGCUGAAGGAGUACCUGGAGCAGCUUAUGAAACUUCCGCUGGAUUCUGUGAAGAUGGAACCGUGUUAUGCUAAAGUCACCCUGCUUCAAGAGCGCCUGCAGGGCCUCCGGAGCCGCUUCCAGGUCCCCCAUGUGGAUCAAGUCAUCCAGAGGACACAGAACUACAUGCAAGAGCUGAUGGAGAAUGCAGUGUUCACUUUUGAGCAGUUGCUCUCCCCUCAUCUCCAAGGAGAGGCUUCCAGAAUAGCAGCUGCCAUUGAAAAGGUUAAGCUUCGAGUCUUAAAGCAAUAUGACUAUGACAGCAGCACCAUCCGAAAGAAGAUCUUUCAGGAGGCACUGGUUCAAAUCACGCUCCCUACCCUGCAGAAGGCACUGGCGUCCACAUGCAAACCAGAGCUUCAGAAAUAUGAGCAGUUCAUCUUUGCAGAUCACACAAGUAUGAUCCAUGUGGAAAAUGUCUAUGAAGAGAUCUUACACCAGCUCCUUCUUGACGAAACUCUGAAAGUGAUAAAGGAGGCUGCUGUCUUGAAGAAACACAACUUAUUUGAAGAUAACAUAGCCUUGCCCAGUGAAAGCGUGUCCAGCUUGACAGAUCUAAAAAUCACCACCGGGUCAAACCAGGCCAGCCCUGCCAGGAGAGCAUCUACCUUCCUGCCAGGAGCUCAGGAUAGUGAGACCCCCAGUAACGAAGUGUUCCAGGAGUCAGAGGAAAAGGAGGAGCCUGGGGUCCCAAGUUCCAUGGCUAGAGGAGAAAGCCUUCCUUUCCCUGGGCCCAGCCCUCUUGCAGGUGGGGGUGGGCAGGUGAUUGUGUGUAGUGAGGAUGACGCUGCUGUGAGUCUUGUGGCUGCAGAGGACACAGCAAGACCUGUCAGUGCACACUCAUCAGAGCCAGAAUUUGGAGGGACCGCUGCAAAUGAAAAACCCAUCCAUGAAAAGCCAGAAUCCACGACUGCCUCAGGAUCCUUGAAGGAGCUCAGAGAAUUGUUGACAGUGACCAUUGAAGUACCAGUGGAGUCUGCCCCAGACCCUGAAAAAGACAUAAAUGAGGGGAUACUUAUUCCCCAAGAAAAUGAAAAAGAAGAGGAAAAAACCCAAAUCUAUACAGAGGCCAGCCAGGCAGCUGCCCCCCAGCAGGACAACUUUGAAGACAGCAACAUUGGUGAGGAAGCCCAUCCUUGCCCUCCAGAAGCUGAGGCUCCCGUGGUGGACUUGGGAGCAUUUCCAGAGGCCAGCAUCCCUGCCCGUCCACCUGCCUAUACAGGGCACAUGGAGGACACAGGCUGCCCAGGCCCCACUGAGAGGGAGCUGGCAGCCAGGGCGUCCAUGCUGGAUGCCCAUGAAGGAGGUGAGGCCACCUGUGCUGUGGAAGGUGACAUCAUGCCACAGGAAGGUGGCAUUUUAAGUUCUGACCCCAUCUGCCCUGGAGAGAGCCAGGUUUCUGAGGAACCAGAAGCAGCAGAAGGGAAAGGCCUGGCCACCAGCAGCGUGGAUACACAAAAGGUGAAGGCUACUGGUGUCCACGAGUGCCAGUGGGUGGUCGAGAAUGUUGCAGACACCUGUGUCCCAGCUGCUCAUGAAGAUGGUGGGAAGGAGACACAAGAGUGCCAGGAGAGCGCCCCAGAGCAGCCUUCAGAGGACUGACAGGGACAAUCUGGCGGUAGUCUUUUUUGAACAAAGUCAGUCAAAGGGGUCUAGUUGUGGGGAUACCUAGGGGUUGCAUGUGAGUUGCUAUCAAAAUAUUAUGAAAUACUUCUUUAAACUGAAUAAUAAAGCCAGAGGAAAUGCACACGGGGCGUGAGCACUGAGGCAGACCUUUGUGAAAUUGAACUGCUCCACCAUGAAUUAUUGCUUUAGCAUUUUAGUAGGAAUUUCUAAGGCACUGGAGCGUCUGGGUGAGAAGUAGGGAGGUUCCAGGGAGGGAGCAGUUUUCUGGAAAACACCAGAAAGCCCAAUUUGCAGUAUUCUCUGCCUGUUUCUGCUAAUUGUGCAUUUCUCCUGCACUUUCAGACUUUUUGAGUACGAGUGCAAAUGUAUUGUCACUCCGACCUGGCCAUCUACUCUAUUACCCUCACUGUCUCUUAAGGAGAGUUCAAAGCCUGGCAGGUCUCCAGAGAAGUUGAGCUGACAACCAGGAAGAAAGACAGUGGUACAGGGACCAUCUGGAGCUAUUACUAAUUCUACUAUCAACUUCUUGUUAAUUAAUCUUGUUGAUUCUUAUCAAUUAAUCACCUCCUAAGGAAAUUCAGAUGAGGCAAGAAAACUUCAUUAGCAUGUGUAAGCUCUAAAGCAUUCUAGAUUAGCCUUCCACCAUGCAAACAGCUUGGCUAAAUUAUCAGCUCAAAGCCUGCCAAUUAAACAGACAUUAUUUGUACAGCACAUACUGCACUCUGUUUUAGGCAUAAGGAUAAUUAAAAAAGAAAAGAUAAAGUGCUUUGUCUCAUAGAGAUUAAAAGGCCCAUGAGAAUUUAAUCUAGAAGAAAAAAAAUAGGCCACUUUUCAAAUCAUGACGGCUUUCUCUCUUUCUAAACAUCCUCAAAAGGGAACAAAUGAAUAAAUAAAUAAGACAAAAGCCAAGGUAUCUAUCAUCCAGUUCCAAAGAUGUUAUUAAAAAUAGAAGUGGUUUCUAUUUGGUCAUUCAGCAAAUUCAUUGAGUACCUGUUAGGUGCCAACCACAAUGAAAAAGUUGUUCCUUCCCGGAAGGAAAUAGAAACAAAUACAUCUAACAAAGGGAUGGUACCUGUAAUCAUUAAUGUUAAAGAUGGAUACACUUUCUUGGGAGAGAUAAAAAGCCAUGUUCUAUUGGCCUGCAGAAAAAAUUCCAGAUUGUUCCCUAAAAUUUUGAGUCUCAGGUAGUGGCACUGAAGCUUUCCUAUAUAAAUUUUACAUGCUGUCCUAAGAGCUUGUUUUGCAAGUAUAUCCUUCAGAGAAGUCCCACAACUUAACCAUGAGGAAUUUCUUGGUGUUAAAGGAUGAAUAACCAUCAGUAUGAGCAUAGCCUCAUCUUGAAUUGCUUCAACUUCUCUUAGACCCUUGUGUCUCUCAGAGAUCCCAUUGCUCGGAGUAGAAGGUAGAGGCCCCUUCCCCUGACGGCCCUGCUUACCCAGUACUCACUCGUAUCCCGGCACUGAAAUCAUGUUUACUUCCUGUUUCUCCCAGAAGGUUCUGCCUUCAGGGACAGAAACUGGGGUUUAGUCAUCAUAAGAACUUCCUGCUAGAAAGCCACAGCCUUGAAGAAUGGCUUCCUGCAUGUCAAGUAAUUUUAAUAUGCCUGUGCCCAGCACAGGAACUGGUUGGUAUGUGUCGUGCUGCUUUGAGAAGUGUGAGAACUAAACACCUAGCACUGGUGCAGGGGCUAUUUGGGGCUUGCUGUUAGGCAGGGAGAUGUUUUUAAUUAGGUUUUCGGCUCUUGUUGAGUUUUCCCAUAAAUAAAGUCCAAAGUCCAAGGAGGCAGACAGUCAGAUGGCCAGAAGCUCUGCCCAGUAAUGCAGGUUGCCAAAAGAGCAGUGCCCAGCUCACAAAGAUGCUCUUCUCUCUGGGAGAAUGAUAGCUGGCAUGGAAUCCCAGCUCAGGCACCCUCAGCAGGGCUACUCCUCAUACGCCUUGGAAAGCUAAGAGCUUUUGUAACCCUGAAAGAGAGUUCACUGCAUUGGCUGAGUGAAUAUUAGUGUCUCCUUUAUUCACCCUGAAGGCCAGAGAGGCAUUAAGUGAAAAGACAUACUGCAAAGCAAAAAGAACUUUUCUGUACAUAUUUCACAAAGAUAAGUUCUCUCACACAAGCAGUCAGAGAUGGAACUGGAAAUUGAAGUGCGUUAAAAUAUUCUGCGUUCACAUUAACUGCCGAUUCAUAAAACCUCAAGACGUGGAUUUUGGCAUACAACACACACACAAAAAAAUCCAUGACUCUAAGCUAGUUAUAUUACUUUUGACCUUUCAUUAAAAAAAAAAAAAAAAAGAUACUUGCCUUGAAAAAACUAGCUUGUCAUUUUUUUCCUAUGUAGUUCGGAGCACAGACUUUAGUGCAAUACAUUAUUUAACAUAAACUCUCUUUUCAAAAAAAAAUGGGAAGAGAAAAAUGUUUAGAAGAUGACAAAGGUGAGAUUCGAGUUUAUCCAAAGGUUUUUAAGGAGGCUGAGUGUGAAGACCUGCAGGGCCUUAGGUCUAACCUUCUCUGUUUUAUUAUAAAGAUUCUUAAGUCUGCUUUUGUAAUUUUCAGAGCCAGUGACUUCUGAGGGGUUUCCAAUUCUCCCAAACAAAAGUGAUUUUAAUGGAGUGGCGGGGUGGGGGUGGAGAGGCCUAGUGGUAGUGCUUGCCUAGGAUGCUGGCAGCCCUGGGUUAAGCCCAGCAGUGUUUAAAAAAAUUAAAAAAUUGCCAAAUGAUAUGUGCUUCCUGGUGAUUUUAACAUGGGAGAAGAAGGACAUCGCCGACUUAAACAUGAAUACAGUUUCACUAGGUAGAAAGUUGGCACCACGUACCUUCUUGCUUUACCAUAAGCAGAGGGGUUUGGGGAUAGGCCUUCUGAAGUCCAUAGCUUCAAGAAAAAAAUAUCCGUGUUGUGGUUUUAUUUUUGUUGUCAUUAUAUAAAGCAAACCAACGGAAAACACUUUGUAACCAUGUAUUUACUCUGCCAACUGCCUGGUACUCCAAUAAAACACUCAUCCUUGAAGUGUCGUCCAGGUGUCAUUUACCUGGCAUGGGGCUGGUUUCAUCUUUUGAGCAAGUGUCAAACUUGAACUGAGGAACAGUCCUUACAGAUGAAAAAGUGAGUCACCCUCGCUGUGUUGUGGAAUUUCACUUCUCUGCUGCCACAGAGGAAUCUGCAAGGAAACCACUUGAUGUUGGGUGAAAUUAGACUCCGAUAAGGCACACGCUUCAUUCUCUGGGAACUGGAUCACACUCACAAUACAACAGUGGGCAAUUACCUGCUGGAACUGAAUGUUCAAAUUCAAAUAUGGUUUCAGUGGGUCACAUUGAGCAAAACAUUCACUCUUUAUUAUAAAUGACAUAGUAUUGACUCAGCAUUAAUAUUCACAGUUGCUCAUUCAUCCAUGAAUCCAUUCAUCAAAAAAAAAUAAUAAUAAUGGCUGUGUAUUAUAUAAGGGCACUGUAGUGAGUGGUAGAGAAAUAGACGAGCUCACUGUGUGGUUCCCAACACAGGCAGACUCAAGUUCGACAUGACCAGGGAGAAGCUAGAAUGAAUAUUUGCUUCCUCUACAGAUGUAAACUUCAUCUGUAAUCUCAACUUGAAUGCUAUACUGACAGCUCCAGGCAGGAGACAAACAUACACAGAAGGAGUCAGCCCAGCAGGAUGGAGACUCAGAGUGGCAUAAACUUUAUCACUCCCUCUCCUCCUUCUGUAUCAAGCUCUCAGCAUACAAGAAUCAUUCCCAGACCAGGUAUGGUGGCUCACACAUAUAAUCCCAAUUAUGUGGAAGCCAGAGAAGAUUGGGAGGAUUGCAGUUCAAGGCCAGCACUGACAAAAAAGUGAUACCCCAUCUCAAUAAGGUGGUGUGGUUGUGUGGGCUGUGGUACCAGCUGCUUGGGAGGCCAUAGGCAGGAGAAUCACCGACUGAGGACAGCCCUGAACAAAAAUGUUAAGACCCUACCUGAAAAAUUACUAAAAAAAAAUUCAGGCAGGGGCCUGGCCCAAGUUGUAGAGCGCCUCCCUGGCAAUCACGAGGGCCCUGAAUUCAACCCCAGUACCACCAGGAAAAAAAGAAUCAUUCCUAGAGUGGCCCCACCAGAAUUUUCAUGGAUAAUGAUGAAAUUGGGAUUGGAGAUGAGGGUGUUGAAUUGAAGCUCUGUUUUCAGGGUUUUUCCUUAGGUCACUUGUUUAUUGGGUAUGGUUUAGGACAGAUGGAAGUCUUGGGAGGGCUGAUGAAAGCUAUUCUCCUCAGCCACACUUGUCACUGCCUCUGCUUGAAUAUCUCUGAAUCAUUGCCAUAUUCUUUGCUUUACCAAACUGUCCCUUCUCCAUCUGGCCAAGUCCUACUUUUUCUGAAAGAGUCAGGACAAAUCGGGACAGACCUCCUGCUCACCCAAUCACAUUUCCUGAACUCUCACCCUAAUUUACUUCCCACUUCUUACCAUUCUCUUUCACUCCACUGCAGCCAGCUACCUGUCCUGGGCCUUUGAGGCAGGGACCCUGUCUUCAAUCUGUAUCAUUAGCAAAACCAAGUUUUCCUGCAUACAGCAAGCUCAGUACAUUUUUAAUUAAUGAGCGAAUGAAUGGGUAAAUAUCACCCAGAUGUUAGGCACCAGUGAAAAGAAGUCUAUGAUUCUUUAGCAUACCAUAAGGAUCUGGGAGGCUGGUACCUUUUCCCAUCAUACUGAAAUCAUUCUCUUUCAGUGAUGAACCUUGACCAUGUAUUUGUGUACACCUGUGCUCUGGGAGGGAGUUGCAAAGCCAAGUUACCCCAAAAUCAAGGUAGUGCUAUGAGCCACCUUCUGGUUUUCAGGGCAGUGGCCUCUGCUGGGUUUUCCUAAGAUCAACUAUGCACAAAGUUGAGAUCCGCCCUUGCACUGCACCCAAGUCUGCAGAGUGGGAGAAGGUUCAUGAACAACAUCCACCUCUGGCCAGCUCUCCUCUUGUGGCUGGGCAGGGAGUGGGGAAGAAGAGGUACUCCCUAUUUCUUAGGGAGCUCAGUUUUUUGGGAGGACCUAGAGGCAGGCAGUGGUUCUACAAAGAAAGGAGGAAGGGUUCCAGCAGCACAAAUGAAGGACAACUACUGACUCCAAGAAAUUUUGAGUUUGGUUAUUGAACCUAUUCAGCCUGUCCUUUAUUCUUGCCUCUUUUUCUUCUCUUCCAUGGACUAAAGUCCAAACACGGAAGAAAAUUUUUAGCAAGAUUCCUUUAUCCAGCACUGCACACUCUUUCCAGGAAUCGUGAGUGCUGUGUGGAUGCCAUUCCAGAACCUUCUGCAUAUCCAGGUGUGUCUCCCCUCAAGUCUCUGCACAGAGCAGUGCACAUAUAUAUCAGGUAGUAGUAGCAAGUCCAAGAGGGUGGGAGGAAAGACAGUUGGGGUAGGAAAGUGGGUUUGUGUGUGGGAGAAUUCCUACAAGACACUGAAGUGAUUUUGAAACUAAUAAGUGACUUCCCUUGGUAAGAUUUCGACUCCUCCUCCUUACUCACUCCCCAUUCUGUGCAGCUACCUGGACUAUGUAAGGAAGGGUGUUUAUUUACUUAGCACGAGGGAAAAGGAAGGUGUUUUUAUUUCUGUCUAAUUGGAGGCUUCAAGUUUUGAACUCUUGAAUUUUCCAUUUGGAUGUUAGAAUAGAUGGUGUUUGUGGUGGACCAUUAUUCAGUCAGUAUUCACUCAUAGGUGAAUUAUUUCAAUUAUAUUUGGUAUCUACCAUUGCACUAGGCCCUGUGGCAAACAAAUCAGUCAUUGCCCUCCCUCCAUUCAGACUUGUGGGCUAUCUUUUCUGCGCUGAAUUUUUCAAUUAUUCAACUGAAAGGAGAUACUCUUACUGUGUUUUUUUGUUGUUGGUUUUGGUGGUACUGGGGUUUGAACUAAGGGCCUCACGCUUGCUAGACAGUCUCUCUACCACUUGAGCCACCAUUUAGCAAUCACUCAAAAACAAAUCUUUCCAAAACUCAGUAUCUUAAAACAAUAAGCAUCUAUUAUUGCUCAGAAGACUACAAGUCAAGCAUCAGUGGCUGGAUCUCUCAACAUGAUUGAUAGUAGAGUGACUAUAUGUUUGUGUAUCCUAACCACAAGAUACUGGGCUCUACUCUAUGCACUCUUCCAG
This is a messenger RNA of Castor canadensis (American beaver), 9102 nucleotides long. RefSeq names its product niban apoptosis regulator 1 (gene Niban1). The record is from RefSeq and is a predicted model, not a curated record. Lineage: Eukaryota; Metazoa; Chordata; Mammalia; Rodentia; Castoridae.